Molecule: messenger RNA, 750 nt
Organism: Adineta steineri
Lineage: Eukaryota; Metazoa; Rotifera; Eurotatoria; Adinetida; Adinetidae
Source: the annotation of a GenBank genome assembly
AUGGAUGUCUCCACGACAUCACCUGAUGACGCGCUUAAAAAGCGUUAUGCUGAGCUUGCGGAGAAAACAGCUAUGGCAAUAGCAAACGAAGGACCACCACCAAACAUCAAUGAUCGACCAGUAAUUCCAAACUCUCUUCCUGCAUUGCCACGUUAUGAACCGCCUCCACCACGUCGACCUCAACGUCUACGACACAUGGUAUGUCGUAUGUUUUUUCCAACAUCGGGCCAUCUGGGUUUUGAUACAAUCAAAUUGACUACGGAGCUACCAUCGAUCGAAAUAGUUCGUGAAAUGGUCAUAUAUGAAACACGUCUUCGGUUGUCGGAUUCAAUUCAAGAAAUUAUGGAUCAGUACUAUACCGACGAGUGUGCUGUUACCGCGCUUGUUCGCUCACAUGCGCCCAACGGCAUUCGCCUCUUAGCAAUUUAUAUUGCUGAGGCACAUGCACGAAAUGAGUGGCCUGUAGGAAAGACAAUUUCAUGUAUUGAUCAACCAACAACGCUAGCAGAACGACUUAAUAAUGCACAACAAUUCAAAAAGAACUUCAAUUUCGAAAUGUCGAUGCUCGUUGACAACAUGGAUAACACUUUUCAUAUUACUUAUGGUUCAUGGCCAUUUCGCUUCUUUGUCAUUUAUGAUGGCAAAUUAGUGUUGAAAGCAGAACCCGAUAAAGAAACAUUUACCUAUGAUAUAAAUGAAAUCGACAACUGGAUUGCUAACUUCUAUCAAUCACGUUCUCAAACUAUUUGA